GAGUGGAAAUAUGGUGGUGAUGAUCGUGAGAUCUACCUGUGCGUAAUGGACACAUAACAUCAGGAGGAGGAUCUCAGCAAGCACACAGGCUUGCAUUGUCACAGCAAUGAUUGCCACGGGUGGGGUGAUCACGGGGCUCGCGGCAUUGAAAAGACAAGACUCCACCCGCUCUCAGUGUCAUCUACCAAUCCAGAGCCCAGGCCAUGCUCCUGAGAAGAAAAGCACCAAGCGUAAACCUAGAGCUGAUGUGGUGGUAGUGAGAGGGAAGAUCAGACUGUAUUCGGCCUCAGGAUUCUUCCUGGUUUUGGGAGUGCUGAUCCUCAUGGCAGGCAUUGCAAUGGCUGUUCUUGGAUACUGGCCUCAUAAGGACGCCCAGAAGGCACCGGAAGGUCAGUUGUCCAGGAACGAUACUCAGGUCGGCCGAGAGCAGGUGGGCUCCAUUGCGCAAUUCUUGGAGAAGCACCUGCAUUCCGAGAGGAUGAAGAUGUUGGGUCCUUUCACUAUGGGAAUUGGGAUUUUUAUCUUCAUCUGUGCUAAUGCCAUCUUACAUGAGAACAGGGAUCGGGAGACAAAGAUUAUCCACAUGAAGGACAUGUACUCGACCGUCAUAGACAUUCACAGCCUGCGGAUUAAGGAGCAGAAGUGUACCAAUGGGGCCUACAUGGGUCCCUACACGGACACGGAGAUCCGUUCUUUCGGACUGGAUGGCCAGUUUGCCUCAAGGCUCGCAGCAAACACUCUAAUGUCCUUCUCCGGUCUGGAUGGCGACGUCCGGUUCUCCCACAGGACCAGCUCGGCCGAGGAUGACGAGGGUCUAAUGAGUGAGGCCCGGGGUGGCUUUGGCCUGUUGUCGCCUACUUACAAGGACCGUUCUGAAUGUGUCUUUGGGUUCCAUGAUGAGGGCGGUCGCCGGUGGGAGGACAAGCGUGGCGCGCUCAAGAAAUGCCAAACGCACUCCAUCGUUUCGUCUUCCAUCAGCGCCUUCACACUGCCCGUCAUCAAACUCAACAACUGCGUCAUUGAUGAGCCUGACAUCGAUAGCAUCACGGAGGACUCGGAGCUGAACAGGGUUCACUCCAGACCUCCGUCAUUGGAGUCGUUAACAGUACCUGUUCCCUAUGUCGCCAAAGCUUUCAAGCCUUCGGGCGCCCUGCUGCUCCGCAGCAACUCCGCCACCGAAUCCCCUACCUCCACAUCUUCCCGUUCCUCACUGUCUCCUGGGUCCACCAGCGGUAGGUUCCUCUCACCUGGAGCUGCGCGUAAAGACUUCGGCUCCAAUAGCUCCCUCCACGUCUUGUCAGCCCAUUCCAAAUCUCUGGAUUUAGAGAGAGUGCCCACAACGCUCACUGUCCAGCCCGAACAGAGGAAACACCCUAGUUGGCCCAGAUUGGACCGCAGUAAUAGUAAAGGAUACACUAAACUGGAGGACAAAGAGGACCCUAUGGACAGGCUUUUAGUGCCCCCCGUGGCCGUGAAGAAGGACUACACUAAAAAGGAGAAACUUCUCAUGAUCUCCAGGUCUCACAAUAACUUGAGCUUCGAGCAUGAUGAAUUUAUGAGCAACUGCCUGAAGAGAGGCACCUCCGAGACCAGAUUUUAAAACUGAGCUAGCGUCAAAUGUCAAACCAUGACACAGUCCAGCUGCAAUAUAGAAAACAGGUCCAUUUACAGAUAAAAAAAUCACAAGGCCCUUGAACAGAUUGCUUAGGCAGUUGUGCUGCUUUUUUGUUUUGUUCUUUCACUGGAUUUCAGAAGGAUAUUUCACCCAGAAUUUGAAAUACAAAAAGUGAGCCGCACUGCUAAAUUAAAGUAUGGGUAGAGCCGAGCGAAUAAUUCAGUUGCAAACAGGUUAGUGCAACUUGUUCAAAUAUGUUUGUAUUGUUUUUGUUAUCUUUCAGACAGGAUCUAUUGUCUGUUUGAGUACUACAGUAUGUGUGUUGUACCAGCACUGCUAGUUAUUUUACUUUAAAUAAUUUAUUGUUUAAAACACACACUGAUAUUUUUGAAGAGAACUCAUCAAUGUAUAAUUUACCUGUUUCUCAGAAUAAACACAACCUUUCCAGAUA
Molecule: messenger RNA, 2066 nt
Organism: Pimephales promelas (fathead minnow)
Lineage: Eukaryota; Metazoa; Chordata; Actinopteri; Cypriniformes; Leuciscidae
Gene: tmem200a
Product: transmembrane protein 200A
Source: RefSeq, a predicted model, not a curated record